This is a messenger RNA of Trichomycterus rosablanca, 2054 nucleotides long. It is a transcript of the gene pla2g1b, whose product is annotated as phospholipase A2, group IB (pancreas). Gene Ontology annotation, biological process: lipid catabolic process; phospholipid metabolic process; arachidonate secretion. NCBI's taxonomy places the organism in Eukaryota, Metazoa, Chordata, Actinopteri, Siluriformes, Trichomycteridae. Gene Ontology annotation, molecular function: phospholipid binding; calcium ion binding. The record is from RefSeq and is a predicted model, not a curated record. The transcript has 4 exons. Bases 1508 to 1954 code for a protein of 148 amino acids.
GAGGACGAGGCUGCUCCACGCCCCCUCCGACACGUGCACAGCAAUCGAACAUCUUAUCACCUACACUUGACGAGUGCAGUGCAGUACAGUGCUGUAUACGGAGAGCCACACCCUCUACCGCACUCCUUCCCCAUCUCCGUGCAGGCGCCACCAACCAGCCAGCAGAGGCCGUAAUCGCACUAGUCUGAGAGAGAGUCCCCAUCCGGCUUAAGCCUGCCCCUAUCUGAACAACAGGCCAAUCGUCGUUCAUGUGGCCGCUCAGCCUCAGCCGGCAGGCAGAGCCGAGAUUCGAUACGAUACGAUGUAUUCCAGAUCUCAGCUCUGGUGAGCAGCAUGUGUUUUUACCGCUGUGCCACCUGAGCGGCCGGAAGUGCUUUUCUGAGUUACGUUACACCUACGCUGAGGACACCUGAGGCUACAGGACAUCAAGUCUCACUCAGUUUCAGUCGUCAGGUCAGACCCUGGCUUUUAUUUCACUGAGCAGUUUAUUAGGACAUUUAUAUUAGGAACACCUACCAUACAGCUGACCUUUGUGGGCAUACAAUUACUUAUUGUAGUCAGUAUCUGUUGCUUUGUAAGCAUUUAUCAAUGGAAUGGGACCCUCCAUAGUGCACUGAGAAUGUCUAGGAGUAACAACAGCUCAACAACAAUAGAGCGAGCUGUAGCACAUAAACUCUGAAGUGAUUAAUCACAGCCCAAUCUAGUAGUCUGACAAACAAAUGUGUUAUUGUCAUUAUUAUGAUUUUUUUUAAUUUAGAAUGUGGAUGUAUCCUUGCAAUCGGACAACAUUGACGCUGGUCUAGGAGAUUAGCACAUGCCUCCUGGAUUUAUAAAUAUAGCCACAUGGAGUCCUUCAGAAAACUGUUAUGACUUAACACAGACCACCAUUGCAACAAGAAAGGAAACCUGUGUGUGUGUGUGUGUGUGUGUGUGUGUGUGUGAGUGAAUAUGUGCAGCCUGUAGCCACAUCAUGCAGCAAGUAUAAGCAAUAUUUUUUUAUUAUUAUUUAUUUAUUAGAUAUUUAACAUCAUGUUUUACACGCUUUGGUUAAAUUCAUGACCCCACAGGCAGUUACUGCUUACACAAGAUUCAUCAGUGCAAGUUCACUUGCACAUCUUUGGACUGUGGGAGGAAACUAAAGCUUCCAGAGGAAACCCACGCAGACACCGGGAGAACAUGCAAACCGCUCCACCUGGGAAUCCAAGCCAGGCCUUCUUGCUGAUCUGAGUGCAUAUGAACGUCAAUUUUCACGUCGGCCCAACUAGACCGAGCCUCAUCGGCUCAAUAACAGAACAUCAGAGCAGGAAGGUGAUAAUCAAAGUCUCAUUUCUGCUGACGCAGCGCUGCGUCGCCGAGUCCUUGAACUGAUUUUUGCCAGAUCAGCAUUUCCUAAAGCCGUCCCCCCUCACCUGGUCCAUUCCCGCGCCUCCUUCUCUUAUCUUCACACUUUUCAGGAUCCUCCACCUCUCGCUUCACCUCAGACAUCACUCUCUGAGCGGUCCGAACCAUGAAACUGUCCUGGAUUCUGCUCGUUUCCACAGUUUGUGUGGCGCAGGGCGGGCAUGUGCCCCGUGCCCUGUGGCAGUUCGGUAGGAUGAUCAACUGCGUGCAGCCCAGCGUGAACCCGCUGAAGUACAACAACUACGGCUGUUACUGCGGCCUGUCGGGAUCCGGCGAUCCGAAAGAUCAACUGGAUCAGUGCUGUUUUGAACAUGAUACCUGCUAUUACAAUGCCAGGGUCCUCAAAGAAUGCCCCACUAUAGCUGACCUGCCUCACAUCAAGGUGUACGACUUCACCUGCUCUGACAAAACCCUCACCUGCUCAGACACCAACGAUAAAUGCCAGGCUGUGGUGUGCGAAUGUGACCGAGUAGCUGCCAACUGCUUCGCCCGGUACAAUCACAUCUAUAACCCUGAUUAUAAAAACCUGAGCAAGGAGGACUGCAAGAAUUGAGAGAUCCACAUCAAAACGAUGAAGAACCUUCUGUGUUCUGGUUUGUGUUUGUCUAAACUGCACAGAGAAUAAAAAGGGAAAAAAAAACCCUGUUUUUUUG